AUUCUAUUCAUCAAUGACCGUCUGUUACAGAGAAUUCUUGCGCUUGGUGAUAAGUCCGAGCCAUCCGAACCUAAGCCAAAGAUGACAAAGUCUCGCGUCAUCUUAGCACUGAGCCUACACGCAGGGGUAGAGAUGACGAUUAGUGCACAACACAUCAACAUCUACACAUUGUCCAUCACUCCAUUAAAUCCUUCCUAUCCUUGGGAUCAUCCUGACAUUUUGCAAAAAAAGCGUGGAAGGUCUAGGGUAGUCGAGAAGCGAUGACGUGUUGGCUGAAUGUCUAAAACCACGCUAUUUUAGAACGCGAUGCUGACGACGACCGACUAACGACUAUCGACUGCUUAGCGUAUCUUAAAUCCAGAUUAACGCAUCACAUCGAACAAACUUGUAGGGCCGGUAAGGCUGUACGAUGGAAGCUUCCUCAGGGCGAUUACCUGUCGAUCACGGCUUAGCCUCACAGACCAGAUCGUCUGGUUGUCUCCC
Ilyonectria robusta is the source of this 483-nucleotide messenger RNA. RefSeq lists its product as uncharacterized. Lineage: Eukaryota; Fungi; Ascomycota; Sordariomycetes; Hypocreales; Nectriaceae. The record is from RefSeq and is a predicted model, not a curated record. Bases 82 to 264 code for a protein of 60 amino acids. The transcript has a single exon.